Molecule: messenger RNA, 3306 nt
Organism: Rangifer tarandus platyrhynchus (Svalbard reindeer)
Lineage: Eukaryota; Metazoa; Chordata; Mammalia; Artiodactyla; Cervidae
Source: the annotation of a GenBank genome assembly
AUGCCCAUCGUGGACAAGCUGAAGGAAGCCCUCAAGCCUGGCCGCAGGGACUCGGCUGACGAUGGGGAACUGGGGAAGCUUCUGGCCGCCUCUGCCAAGAAGGUCCUUCUGCAGAAGCUGGAGUUCGAGCCGGCCAGCAAGAGUUUCUCCUACCAACUGGAGUCACUGAAGAGCAAAUACGUGCUGCUGAACCCCAGGACGGAGGGAGCUGGGUGCCACCGGAGCGGAGAUGAACCGCCGGCCCGGAGACAGGGCAGCGAGCAUGCCUACGAGAGCUGCAGCGACGGGGUCCCCGCGCCCCAGAAGGUGCUCUUCCCGGUGGAGCGGCUGUCGCUGCGCUGGGGGCGCGUGUACCGCGUGGGCGCGGGCCUGCACAACCUUGGCAAUACCUGCUUCCUGAACUCCACCGUGCAGUGCUUGACCUACACGCCACCCUUGGCCAACUACCUGCUCUCCAAGGAGCACACGCGGGGCUGUCACCAGGGCAGCUUCUGCAUGCUGUGCGUCAUGCAGAACCACAUCAUCCAGGCCUUUGCCAACAGCGGCAACGCCAUCAAGCCCGUGUCCUUCAUCCGGGACCUGCGAAAGAUCGCCCGGCACUUCCGCUUUGGGAACCAGGAGGACGCACACGAGUUUCUGCGGUACACCAUUGAUGCCAUGCAGAAGGCCUGCCUGAGCGGCUGUGCCAAGUUGGAUCGUCAAACGCAGGCUACAACCCUGGUCCAUCAGAUUUUUGGAGGCUACCUCCGAUCUCGGGUGAAGUGCUCCAUGUGCAAGAGCGUCUCAGACACCUACGACCCCUACUUGGAUGUGGCGCUGGAAAUCCGGCAAGCUGCAAACAUCGUGCGUGCUCUGGAACUUUUUGUGAAACCAGAUGUCCUGAGCGGAGAGAAUGCCUAUAUGUGUGCAAAAUGCAAAAAGAAGGUUCCAGCCAGCAAGCGGUUCACCAUCCACCGGACGUCCAACGUCCUGACACUCUCGCUCAAGCGCUUUGCCAAUUUCAGUGGGGGGAAGAUCACCAAGGAUGUGGGCUACCCAGAGUUCCUGAACAUCCGCCCGUACAUGUCCCAGAGCAGUGGUGAGCCUGUCAUGUACGGGCUGUAUGCGGUCCUCGUCCACUCGGGCUACAGCUGCCACGCCGGCCACUACUACUGCUACGUGAAGGCAAGCAACGGACAGUGGUACCAGAUGAAUGACUCCUUGGUCCACGCCAGUAACAUCAAGGUGGUUCUGAACCAGCAGGCCUACGUCCUCUUCUACCUGCGGAUUCCAGGCUCUAAGAAGAGUCCCGAGGGCUCCAUCUCCAGGACGGCCUCCUCCCUUGCCAGCCGCCCCGGCGUGGUUCCGGACCCUGCCCGGAAGAAUGUCAGCAAUGGGACCGCAGCCUCCCCAGUGACCGGAAAGAGACCAGACCCUGCGACGAUGAAAAAGCCACAGACCCCCGAAGAACUUGGGGUGCCCAUUGCCAGGAACGGCUCCGUGUUGGGUCUGAAGUCUCCUAAUGGAUAUGCUCUUCCCAAGUCCCCGCUGGGGUCCCCUUCCCCCAGACUCUUCAAGACGCCCACCCACGCGCCAGCCGUUCUGGAUGAGCCUGGAAAGAAAGUCAAGAAACCGGCCUCCCUGCAGCACUUCUCCCCUCCACCCAGCGCCAGUGCGCCGGGAGGCAGCAGGAGCGAGGGUCGCAGGCCAGGCUCCUGGGACGGCCGGGCCGCUGUCUCUACCUCACCCCGGGCCCCAGCUGCAGGGACGCCCAGUGGGCUUGGGCUCCAGGCGGGUGACGAGGGCCCCACUCCUAAGGUGGGGGGCUCCAGCCCUGAACACCCCACCAGCAGGCCCCCCCAGGCCCCCCGGAGCAGAGCCGCCCCCCUUGGAGAUUCUCAGGGAACCCACUCCACCACUGCCGGCCCUGCCAAGGUGCUGCCGGCCCGACAGGACCCCGAGCCGGAGAAGGCCAAGUGCCCCGUCCCAAGCGGCACCAGCCCUGAGCCAGCCAACGCCAUGUCUCCUCCUCCGGCCAAAAAGCUGGCCCUCUCUGCCAAGAAGGCCAGCACCCUGCGGAGGGCAACCGGCAAUGACCUCCGUCCACCUGCCCUCUCUCCAUCCUCUGACCUCACCUACCCCCGGAAACCCACUCACCCCGUCGCCACCACCACCUGGCCUGUCAGUGCAAUGCGGGCUGUCUCACCUGCUCCCAGACCCUCCAGCCAUCUGAAGCCCCCCUUCGACCCCCGUCCCCCAUCACUGUCCAGCAGCCCCCAACCUCUCGGGACAUCAGACCCACAGAGCUGCUCGCCCGCCUCUGCACCCCUGCCUCAGGUCAAUGGGGCCUUCCGGGCCCCCCCAUACCAGCUGCCAGAGGCCAGCGAGCCCCCCCAGAGCCUUGGUAAGAAGAGGAAGAAGACUCGCGUGGAAGGGGGCUGUGUCUCAGAAACCUGCAUGGCCGUGGUGGCCCCGCCUGGGAAGAGGAGGAAGAGGAAGAGGAAGCACACGGGGGACGUGAAUGCCACACCACCGCAGGACGAGCGGACACCGGGGCCGCCCUGGAGCCCUGAACGCAGGAAAGAAGGCCGGGCGGAGCCAUUGGUGGACAGAACGGAGGAAGAGGGCAGACACCAGGCAGGGAGCAGCCAGCGCCUGGAGAACGGCUGGCCCAUGGGAUGCAUGACCGACGGCCCCUACGUGAGCAGCAGGAAGAGGAGGAGAAAGGGACUGGAGAGCUGUGACGGAGGAGACUGCCUCCCCGGGGACCCAUCUUGGCACGGGAGCUGUGUGCCCUCGGACGUCGUCCAGCCAGAGACCAUUGCAACAUCACUGAGGAAAAAGAAAAAGAAAAAAAAGAAGCAAGAGCCACGACAGGAAGUAGAAGAGAAGGAGCCUGAGGGCCAGAGGGGCCAGUCUGUUCCUGGGAGCACGCCCCUGCCAGCUGUGAAUGGCCAGGCUCCCGGGGGCCCCACAGGGCUGAGACCGGCUCCACUUGCAUCCUGGGACAGAGAGAGAGAAUCCGAUGUGGUCCAAGAAUUGCUAAAAUAUUCAUCUGAUAAAGCUUAUGGGAGAAGAGUUUUGACGUGGGACGGCGAGGUGUCGGCCAUCAGUCAGGACGCCAUCCAGGACAGCAGGCUGGCCCGCACGGCCAGGGUCAUUGACGACUGGGACGAAGAGUUCGACCGAGGGAAGGAGAAGAAAGUGAAAAAGUUCAAGAGAGAGAAGAAGAGAAACUUCAACGCCUUCCAGAAACUUCAGAGUAGACGGAAUUUUUGGUCUGUGACUCAUCCAGCUAAGGCUUCCAGUCUGAGCUAUCGCCGCUGA